Molecule: messenger RNA, 894 nt
Organism: Oikopleura dioica
Lineage: Eukaryota; Metazoa; Chordata; Appendicularia; Copelata; Oikopleuridae
Source: the annotation of a GenBank genome assembly
AUGAUUGACCUUUUUAACCCAAUGCCACUGAAGACAAAGAAACGCAAAUUGGAAGAAAGUGAUCCCAAAGAACGAAAGAAGAGCAAGACGAAACAUCAUCAAGUUCUUUCUUCAGCUGCGCUGGAAGAAAAGAUGAGGUUGAAGCAAGAGCGAAAGGAGCGACGACGAAGGGAGGAAGAACAAAGAGAGCAAGAACGACGAGUCCAAAAGCAAAAGGAGAUGAAACGGAAGGCACUGGAGGAGAGAAAACAACAAUUACUGGAGCAGGAACACCGCUUCCGUCAGAAUCAAGAGAAAUCCAAGAACUACUUAAAAGAACGAAGACAGAGCAAGCAGCAACGCCGCAAAGAAGAGAAACGACCUAAGAAAACACCCAUGAAGCCGGCAAUAAAACAAUCUCGUGAAAGUGAGAAGCCAUCAUUUCAAGACGACGCUCCAAUCUGGGAUCAUGAUCCCGAAAUCGAGUGGGAAGUUGAGUAUCUCGGGCCGAUUUUCCUUGAAUGGGGUCAGAAGCAGAUCACGACAUCGACUGGACAAAAGAAAACUGAAUUCUACAUCAAGUCCGACGAUCAUCAUCGCAUUUGGAUAAAGUGGAAAGUUGAUGAUACUUGCUGGUCUGCCGAAGGACAAGAGAACCUGGUUGGAAUUGACAGCGACCAAAUCAGAAAAGUCCUCAGAAGAAAGAAAAUCUGGCCAAUGCCCUCUUCUGAUGAUGGCCUACCAAACUGGAAGGAACGUCUCCACAAAGUGAUGCUUGCCGGAUACACCGAAUGGAAACAUCCUUGCGAGAACAAAAACAACGUCAAAUUUCAUCAGGGCUCGCAAGUCGUGCAAUCGACCAACGAAGUGAUCAUCGAUGAAGAAAGCGACUACGAAACUGAGGAAGAGGACUAA